GUAUAUAUGAGGCAUGAUUGAUCGACGUAUCUCACACACAACUGUGUGAGUAUGCCAUUAUAUUGUUGUGACAGUCCAAUAAUCACCGAAUUUGACGAACACACCCAAAUAAUUAACUUCCAUGGCUGUAAAAAACUUGUGCUCAUGCUCAAGCAGCAGAGCUCAUCAUCAUCAGCAGCUUCUCCUUCUCUUCGUCUUCUCCUUGUUGGCCCUCUCACUGCUGCAUGUCCCUUACCAAGCCAAUUCUCUCUCCUUCAGCUACACCUUCUUCAACCCGGAUGACUUCAGGCCGGAGGACGACGCACGCGUAUUCGAUGGCAGGAUCGAGCUGCUCGGCGACGAGUUCGCCGGGCGCGCCAGGGGGCGGGCGUGGCACAGGCAGCCGGUGCAGCUCUGGGACAGCACCACCGGCGAGGCUGCCAGCUUCACCGCCAACUUCAGCUUCAGCAUCCAGUCCGUCCCUGGCAAGGGCGGCGCCGCAAGCGCCGGGCACGGCAUGGCGUUCUUCCUCGCACCGUACACGCCGGACCUGCCGCAGGAGUCCUACGACGGCUGCCUCGGCCUCUUCGACGAGAGCGAGGCGCCUAGCUACGCCAGCUUCAACGCCUCCGGCGACUCCAGGUUCGUCGCCGUCGAGUUCGACAUCCACAAGGACAUCUGGGACGCCAGCAGCCACCACAUCGGCGUCGACGUCAACAACGUCGACUCCCGCGGCGACUACACGGUGUUGCCCGACGGCAGCCUCGUCGACGCCGGCGAGAUGUUCGCCACCGUCGUCUACGACAACGGCACGCGCAGCCUCGACGUCACCCUGAUGAUGGUCGGAAUCGGAAGCGGCGCCACUUACACGUCCGCAGCCACCGUGGACUUGAGAAGCUUGCUGCCGGAGCAAGUCGCGGUUGGCUUCUCGGCGGCGACAGGCGACGAGCACGCCGCAAACCACACGGUGCUCUCGUUCUCGUUCCGCUCGACGUUGGCAACCAAGAACAGCACCUCCAUCGCUGUGACCACCAAGAAGUCGACGACGACCCUGCAACUCGGCGCCGGAGUGGCCGCCGCUGGUUUGCUGGUACUCCUGCUCGUCGUCGUCGCCGUGGCGGUGUUACUAGUCCGGCGUUCAAGGAGAAGGGGCAAGCAACGAUACGACGAGGAGAAGCUAACGACGGACGGCGACGACGACGACUCCCUGGACGUGGUCGAUGAUAGGGACUUCGAGUCCAGCACGGGGCCCCGACCGAUCCCGUACGCGCAACUGGCGGCGGCGACGAAGGAGUUCGCGGCGGAGGGGAAGCUGGGGCAGGGCGGGUCGGGGUCGGUGUACCGCGGCCACCUGAAGGAAUCCGGCCUGGAUGUCGCCAUCAAGGUGUUCGCUCGGGGGGCGUCCAUGGAGGGAAGGAAGGAGUACAGGUCCGAGGUCACCGUCAUCAGCCGGCUGCGGCAUCGGAACCUGGUGCAGCUCAUCGGCUGGUGCCAUGGCCGGAGGCGGCUCAUGCUGGUCUACGAACUGGUCAGCAAUGGCAGCCUCGAUGGCCACCUCUACAGCACGGAGGUGACACUGACAUGGCCGACGAGAUACCAGAUAAUUCUUGGAUUGUCUUCCGCCGUGUUGUACCUCCACCAAGAGUGGGACCAGUGCGUCGUCCAUGGCGACAUCAAGCCGAGCAACAUCAUGCUGGACGAGUCUUUCAACGCCAAGCUCGGCGACUUCGGGCUGGCGCGGCUCAUCGACCACGGCAUGAGCCUGCAGACCAUGACUGCCGUCGCUGGCACGCCAGGGUACCUGGACCCGGAGUGCGUCAUCACCGGCAAGGCCUCCCCGGAGUCCGACGUCUACAGCUUCGGCAUCGUGCUGCUUGAGGUCGCCUGCGGGCGCCGGCCGAUGGCGCCGCCUACUAGCGUCGCCGGCGGCGAGGGGAAGCUGCAGGACGGACAGGUGUUCCGCCUGGUGGAGUGGGCUUGGGACAUGCACGGCCGAGGCGGCGCUCUGGACGCCGCCGACGAGCGGCUUGGUGGAGCCUUUGACCCGUGGGAGAUGGAGCGGGUGGUCGCCGUCGGGCUCUGGUGCGCGCACCCUGACCCAAAAAUGCGACCGGGGAUCCGGCAGGCCGCCGAGGCGCUGCGGUCGAGGAAGUUCAGGAUGCCGCUGCUGCCGCCCAAGAUGCCGGUCGCCGUGUACCUGCAGCCGUUCGGUGCCUCCACCAUGCAGUUCAGCGACACCACCACCACCUCCGUCGGGUCUUCUGUUACCAUGCCAUGCACUUCGACGACGAGCCGUGCGACGGGGACGUCUAGCUCCAGCUCGCCGCCGGCGGUCACUCAACACUUCAGCCCAAGAGCAUAGACAAUGAUUAAGUAAAUCAUAGGGAGUAUGGUAUGUGUGUAGUGCAGUAAUUUUGUUAAAGCAAAUCAAAUAGACUACUUAACUGCUAGCCCUUCAUUUCAAAAUUACAGUGUAUUUUUUUAAGAAGUUAUGUGCACUUAUUGCAUCAGAGGUUACUGCUAGCUUUAAAAAUUAAAAUAUGAUGCUGAUUUAUUGUGAUCAA
Molecule: messenger RNA, 2543 nt
Organism: Sorghum bicolor (sorghum)
Lineage: Eukaryota; Viridiplantae; Streptophyta; Magnoliopsida; Poales; Poaceae
Product: L-type lectin-domain containing receptor kinase IX.1
Exons: 2
Coding region: 122-2341 (739 amino acids)
Biological process (GO): protein phosphorylation
Cellular component (GO): plasma membrane
Molecular function (GO): protein kinase activity; carbohydrate binding; ATP binding
Source: RefSeq, a predicted model, not a curated record